Molecule: messenger RNA, 1591 nt
Organism: Rhopalosiphum maidis (corn leaf aphid)
Lineage: Eukaryota; Metazoa; Arthropoda; Insecta; Hemiptera; Aphididae
Product: protein henna
Exons: 8
Coding region: 86-1444 (452 amino acids)
Biological process (GO): L-tyrosine biosynthetic process; L-phenylalanine catabolic process
Molecular function (GO): phenylalanine 4-monooxygenase activity; iron ion binding
Source: RefSeq, a predicted model, not a curated record
AUAUUACAAAGCAUUAUCUGUCCGUCGUUUGAGUGAAUAGGUUUGAGACGUUAGUUUUUUCUUAGUACUUUUCUAUUUAUACACAAUGAACGGAAAUGCUACAGUGAUUGAAAAUAACUUAGGGGCACCUAAGUUACGCAAAGGAUCAUACAUAGCUCCUCUUGAUGAAGAAUCCAUCACACUAAUAUUUUCACCGGGAAAUGAUAGCGUUGGAACUCUGGCCAAGGCUUUAAAACUCUUCAAGGAAUACAACGUGAACCUGUUGCAUAUCGAAUCCCGAUCGUCGGACAGGAUACCGGACCAGUAUGAGUUUUUUGUUGAAUGCGCGCCAGGUGGUAACGUGCCCAAGGUGGUGGAAAUAUUAAAGAGCACGAUGACGUACUGUUCUGUGGUAUCUAGAAACAAUCUCAACGACAGCAAAGUGAAAGACAUAUAUGUACCGUGGUUUCCGUUGCGGAUCCGAGAUUUGGACAAAUACGCCAAUCAGAUUUUAUCACAUGGAGCUGAAUUGAAUGCCGAUCAUCCCGGGUUUACAGAUCCUGUAUACAGAAUGAGGAGGAAGUAUCUGGCUGACACCGCUUUGAAUUAUAGGCAUGGAGAUCCAUUACCUCAUAUUGAAUACACACAACAAGAAGUAGAGACGUGGGGCACAGUGUUCAGGGAACUAACUAAAUUGUAUCCGACACAUGCGUGUAAUGAAUAUAACCACUUAUUUCCUCUAUUCGUUGAAAAUUGUGGUUAUAGAGAGGACUGUAUACCACAAUUUGAAGAUAUUUCCAAUUUUCUUAAGGACAGUACUGGAUUCACUUUGAGGCCUGUUGGCGGGCUUCUUUCGUCCAGAGAUUUCUUAGCCGGACUAGCUUUCAGAGUAUUUCAUUCCACACAGUACAUCAGACAUCACAGUCGGCCAUUGUACACGCCUGAGCCGGACAUUUGUCAUGAACUGUUGGGCCACGUACCAUUGUUCGCUAAUCCAGCUUUUGCACAAUUCUCUCAAGAAAUUGGACUAGCGUCGCUUGGCGCCCCCGACGAUUACGUUAAAAAAUUGGCCACGUGUUAUUGGUUCACUGUCGAGUUCGGGUUGUGCCGACAAAACGGCGAGCUGAAAGCGUACGGCGCCGGAUUACUGUCGUCGAUUGGCGAACUCCAAUACUCGUUGUCGGGCAAACCGGAGCUGAAGCCGUUCGAUCCCGAGGUGACCGGCGACCAAGAGUACCCGAUCACCGAGUACCAGCCUAUAUAUUUCGUGGCCGAGAGUUUCGACGAUGUCAAAGACAAACUCAUAAAAUUCGCAAAGACGAUACCGAAACAAUUCGGAAUUCGGUAUAACCCUUACACGCAAAGCGUACAGGUGCUGGACUCGAAACUGCAACUGCAAGAGUUGGCCAACAACAUCAGCAACGAGCUUCAGAUAUUGCGUUACACGCUCAAUAAGAUGGAUUGAACACUCAACUGCAUCUCCGUUCUACCUGUGUAUAUAUAUAAUAAUAGUUUAGUGUCCCAUUAUUAUUAUUGUUAUGUCGAUGUUGCUGCUAUAACUGUUGUUGUAUCGUACCUACCGCGUAAUUAUAUUGUUAGAUCUUUAUUAUCA